This is a messenger RNA of Rangifer tarandus platyrhynchus (Svalbard reindeer), 2061 nucleotides long. NCBI's taxonomy places the organism in Eukaryota, Metazoa, Chordata, Mammalia, Artiodactyla, Cervidae. The record is from the annotation of a GenBank genome assembly.
AUGAUACCAUGCAAAAAUCAGAUCCUCGAAAAGGUCAGAACCUUAAUAGACUGGAAUGAUGUUAGAAAACAUAAAUAUGGUCAUCUAUCAGAGUCUGCAUCCCAAUAUCAAGAAGCUACUGACAUCCUGGAGCUAGGUCAUUUUACCUGGGACAAAUACCUAAAAGAAACAUGUUCAGUCCCAGCGCCUGUCCAUUGCUUCAAGCAGUCCUACACACCUCCAAGCAACGAGUUCAAGAUCAGCAUGAAAUUGGAAGCACAGGACCCCAGGAACACCACAUCUACCUGUAUUGCCACAGUAGUUGGACUGACAGGUGCUCGCCUCCGCCUUCGCCUUGAUGGCAGCGACAACAAGAAUGACUUCUGGCGGCUGGUUGACUCAGCUGAAAUUCAGCCUAUCGGGAACUGUGAGAAGAAUGGGGGUAUGCUGCAGCCCCCUCUGGGAUUUCGGCUGAAUGCUUCUUCUUGGCCCAUGUUCCUUUUGAAGACGCUAAAUGGAGCAGAGAUGGCUCCCAUCAGGAUUUUCCACAAGGAACCACCGUCACCUUCUCACAACUUCUUCAAAAUGGGAAUGAAGCUAGAAGCUGUGGACAGGAAGAACCCUCAUUUCAUUUGCCCAGCCACUAUUGGGGAAGUGCGGGGCUCAGAGGUCCUUGUCACUUUCGAUGGGUGGCGAGGGGCCUUUGACUACUGGUGCCGCUUUGACUCCCGUGACAUCUUCCCUGUGGGCUGGUGUUCCUUGACUGGAGACAACCUGCAGCCACCUGGCACUAAAGUUGUGAUUCCAAAGAAUCCCUACCCUGCAUCCGAUGUGAACACUGAGAAGCCCAGCAUCCACAGCAGCACCAAAACUGUCUUGGAGCAUCAACCAGGGCAGAGGGGGCGUAAACCAGGAAAGAAGCGGGGCCGGACACCCAAGCCCCUAAUUCCCCAUCCCAUCUCUACCCCAUCCAAGUCAGCUGAGCCUUUGAAAUUCCCAAAGAAGAGGGGUCCCAAACCUGGCAGUAAGAGGAAACCUCGGACUUUGCUGAACCCACCACCCACCUCACCAACAACCAGCACCCCUGAACCGGACACCAGCACUGUACCCCAAGAUGCUGCCACCAUACCCAGCUCAGCCAUGCAGGCCCCCACAGUUUGUAUUUACUUGAACAAGAAUGGCAGCACAGGCCCCCACUUAGAUAAGAAGAAGGUCCAGCAGCUCCCUGACCACUUUGGGCCUGCCCGAGCCUCCGUGGUGUUGCAGCAGGCUGUGCAGGCUUGCAUCGACUGUGCUUAUCACCAGAAAACCGUCUUCAGCUUCCUCAAGCAGGGCCACGGUGGUGCAGUUAUCUCAGCCGUGUUUGACCGGGAGCAGCACACGCUCAACCUCCCAGCAGUCAACAGCAUCACCUACGUCCUCCGCUUCCUGGAGAAGCUCUGCCACAACCUUCGCAGUGACAAUCUGUUUGGCAACCAGCCGUUUACACAGACUCACUUGUCACUUACCACCACAGAGUACAGCCACAGCCACGACAGGUACCUACCAGGUGAGACCUUUGCCCUGGGAAAUAGUCUGGCCCGGUCUUUGGAGCCACGCUCAGACUCAAUGGACUCUACCUUGAAUCCCACCAAUCUUGUCAGCACUUCCCAAAACCUUCGAAAUCCAGGGUACCGGCCUCUGCUUCCAUCCUGCAGUCUCCCACUGGGCACUGCCUCAGCUGUGCGCAGGCUCUGCUCCAGGGGGCCCCUGGGACAGGCUGUGGAGAGCGCAGGCACACAGCCCAGUCCCCGCCCGUUACAGCGGGUGUCCUUCUCUCCUGCAGGGCCAGACCGCCGGGACGCCUCUCGACUGAGUGGCCGGGACCCCUCCUCGUGGACAGUUGAGGAUGUGAUGCAGUUUGUCCGGGAAGCUGAUCCCCAGUUUGGACCCCAUGCUGACCUCUUUCGCAAACACGAGAUCGAUGGCAAGGCCCUGCUCCUGCUGCGCAGUGACACGAUGAUGAAGUACAUGGGCCUGAAGCUGGGGCCUGCGCUCAAGCUCUGCUACCACAUUGACCGGCUGAAGCAGGGCAAGUUCUGA